UUUAAAAAUCAGGUUUUGUUAGUGGUGGGACACCCACUGGAAUUGGUAUAAGAAAAAGUGUAGCCUGCUUUCUCAACUGAAAUUGAACUGGCCUGGAAUAGCAAUGGCAGAAACGUGUCCUCCAUCUUGCUGUAUAUGCAUCUUGGGAUCGCUGGGUUUAUAAUUAACAAAUAUUUCAACAGUACACACCCCAUGGAAUGAUUUCAGCUGGACAAACUGCCCGGCUGCCCUGAGAGCAGUCUUAUGCAUCUGAUAAAGUCGUGGGAGAAAAGCCACUGUUGUCUUGCUAACAAGUGGCUAAUAGGUGUAACUAACUAAGGAUUGGUGCUGCUUUAGCUCCUCAGUGGAGAAUUGCUUUUUCAGGCAACCCCGUCUUCUGCGCUGCUUUCUCUUCAGGCACAGGGAAACAUAGGCAAUGAUGCUGAGGACAGUAAUUAUUGUAAUUCUAGCAGCAAUGACAGGUCCUGUGAGUUGUGCGGUCGUCACUGCAUCACGCCAAAUUCUGAACACGACCGUCGGUGGAACCGUCUCUAUUCCCUGCAUGUAUAACAUGCCGGUCUCCGUAAACGACUUGAUCAUUCAGUGGUCUUUUUACAGUGUCAAAUACAAAAAUCUUAGUUCAAUCUAUAUCUACAAUCAGGGACGGCCAUACACGUCUGCGGCAUAUAAGGGUCGAAUCGAAUUCGCGAACAGCACAGGGAAUGCGUCAAUCACCAUCUUCAACAUGCAGCCCUGGGAGACAGGUGUUUAUACCUGUGAAGUUAUGGAGACAACUUUAGAAGGAAAUCCAGCUCCCCCCUUUGAAAAAUCAAUAUCCGUCAAUGUACUAGCACCCCCUUCUAGGCCUUUGUGCAGCUUCCUUCGAGAAAAUCAGAAGAUCGAACUCGGUCAUCUCAUCACGCUCUCCUGCCUUUCUGAAGUCGGGCUGCCCAACCCUACUUACCACUGGACCAGGUUAUCUGGAGAUACAGUGAAGCCGGUGACAGAAGCUUACGAUCCCCAGAACGGCCUCCUGGUGAUGGGCAACCUGACCAAGCUUGAAGAAGGCUAUUACCAGUGCACCGCAGCUAACUUCCUUGGAAACAGCACCUGUCACAUCGACCUCACCGUCAAAUACUCUGAAGCUGGCGUUAUUAUCGGAGCGUUGAUUGGAGCCAUUCUGGCGGCUGCUCUGAUCGUAGGGGUUGUCUGGUUUUUCGCCUCCAAGGAGAUGAAAAAGAAGAGAGAAGAAAAAGCUAGGGAGAUGCAGGUCGUGACUCAGAAACAGCCCCUGAAUGCAGAGUACACUGCGGUGCCCAGCCAGGAAAGUGGGCCAGUUUCACAGGUUCCACCAAGCAAAGACUCCAACGAGACCAAUGAAUACGCUACCCCCGAGGAAAUGGCCGGAAAUGAGGCUCAGGAAACGGGGGACCAGCAAGUGGACUAACAUACCCAUCGUUUUAUUUGGCGGGGGGGGGACAGCAAAACAUCUGCAUAUGCAUCAGCGCGAGGCACAAGGUGUCAUUUCCCAUUAACCCUCAGCCCAAUCCAGUAGUCACACCUGCAGUUCACUGCGUGUGUGUCCCAAGGAGGCUUACAACCACCACCACCCCAUUUGAAUCAGAUUUGAUUUCUAGGCCAUUUGUGACUUCUAAGCGCAUCUUGAUUCGGUCCAGAGCCAUUUAUGACCUACCAGAUUCUAUCUGUGCCUUGAAUCUAGAAAGAUUUGUAAAGUGAAGGAACUGUUAUCUGCUUUUGUUUUGUUUUUCCAUUGAGCCUUUUGGUCUCAAAAGGGGUCUUAAACUGCCAAGCUUUGCUGCCGAAACCGCAUAGGCUCAGCCUCCAGAAGACCUCAAUCCUCCUCACAGACAUGGAUCCACCAUUUUGGAACUUUUGCCUACAGUUUUUCCGCACCGUCCACGGAGGUGGUGCGCUUGGCCCAAUGACGUGGAUUUCGUCCACGAAACCUUGCUACUGAUUUACCUUUCUAGCGGUCCA
Messenger RNA from Pogona vitticeps (central bearded dragon), 1977 nucleotides. It is a transcript of the gene VSIG1, whose product is annotated as V-set and immunoglobulin domain containing 1. Gene Ontology annotation, biological process: epithelial cell morphogenesis; maintenance of gastrointestinal epithelium. Gene Ontology annotation, cellular component: basolateral plasma membrane; plasma membrane. The record is from RefSeq and is a predicted model, not a curated record. Lineage: Eukaryota; Metazoa; Chordata; Lepidosauria; Squamata; Agamidae.